Messenger RNA from Chelonus insularis, 2008 nucleotides. It is a transcript of the gene Fuca, whose product is annotated as alpha-L-fucosidase. Gene Ontology annotation, cellular component: lysosome. Bases 496 to 1956 code for a protein of 486 amino acids. Gene Ontology annotation, molecular function: alpha-L-fucosidase activity. Gene Ontology annotation, biological process: fucose metabolic process; glycoside catabolic process. The transcript has 7 exons. NCBI's taxonomy places the organism in Eukaryota, Metazoa, Arthropoda, Insecta, Hymenoptera, Braconidae. The record is from RefSeq and is a predicted model, not a curated record.
AGUGAUUAUUAUCGUUUUCAUAAUUUUUCACUGAGAUCACUUGACUGAUAAUCUAUAUCAGUUUCUAACCUCAAUAAAUAUUUAAUAUUAUAUCAUUUUCUAUCUAGUAUUUUAAUCUAUUGAUAAAGGCUAUCUUUUUGAAGUUGUUAUCCGAAUAUGAAAUUAAAUAGAGCACAGUAAACAACUAUAUGUCCAUAUCAAUGUUAAAUAAUGAUUAUGAUGUCUAUUAUGAAUCAUAUCGUGGUAAUUUUAUAAAUUCAGUAUCUUUUCCUGGUUUAUAAAUAAUGUUAGUCUCUAGUAAACGUUAUUAGGUGAAUAACAUUGUAAUAGUCAACGUUAAAUAAAAAUAUCAUCAAUAAUUAAUAAUUAACAUCAUCAAAAUAUUUGUUAUAGCGCCAAAUUGUGGUCCCUUUAUGAUUGAUAAGAUUAAAAAAAACAUAUAAAGAAAGUAACAAUCCAGUGAACAUCAUAAGAAAAAAUUAAUCAGUAGCAAUAAUGUUACUAACAUUAAUAUUUUCGUUAUUUAUUGUUACUGUACAAUGUAGUUUUGAUCAGAUAUAUUCUAUAAUUGAUAGAAGUGAAGAUGCUUAUGCAAAGAUAAUUAAAAAUCAAUGCGAAAAUUCAGUUUCAUGUGAAACUGAAUAUAAACCAACAUGGGACAGUUUAGAUAAACGCCCUCUUCCUACAUGGUAUGAUGAUGCAAAAUUUGGAAUUUUUAUUCAUUGGGGAGUUUUUAGCGUUCCUAGCUUUAGUUCAGAAUGGUUUUGGAAACACUGGACAGAUGAAAAAGGCAAUGGAACAAUUAGUGAUUUUAUGAGGAAAAGAUAUCCACCUAAUUUUACUUAUCAAGAUUUCGCACGUGAUUUUACUGCUGAAUUUUUUAAUGCUACACAAUGGAGCAAACUUUUCGAAGCAGCUGGUGCUAAAUAUGUUGUUUUAACAAGCAAACAUCAUGAAGGAUAUACUUUGUGGCCAUCUAAAUAUUCUUAUAGCUGGAAUUCUAUGGAUGUGGGUCCACAUAGAGACUUAGUAGGGGAAUUGGCAGAAGCCAUUAGAAAAAAUACGAACAUAACAUUUGGUCUCUAUCAUUCUCUAUUUGAGUGGUAUAAUCCUCUUUGGUUAUCUGAUCAAAAGUCUAAUUUUUCUGCUGAUGAAUUUGUGACUUAUAAAAUUUUACCCGAGAUGUUGGAACUGGUGAACACAUACAAACCUGAAGUUCUCUGGUCUGAUGGAGAAUGGGAUGCUCCGGAUACUUACUGGAAGUCAAAAGAAUUUUUAGCUUGGCUGUUCAAUGAGAGCCCUGUCAAAAAUACUGUUGUCGUAAAUGAUAGAUGGGGACAUGAGAUUAUGUGUCAUCACGGAGAUUUUUACACUUGCUCAGAUCGAUAUAAUCCAGGGGUUUUACAAAAACAUAAAUGGGAGAAUGCUAUGACUAUUGAUCGACGUUCAUGGGGAUAUCGACGAAACGCUGCUUUAAAGGAUUACAUGUCAGUAAACGAACUUGUUAAAGAGUUAGCAAUAACUGUCAGCUGUGGAGGAAACUUAUUAAUGAAUAUUGGGCCAACUAAAGAUGGAAUAAUUGCUCCUAUCUAUGAAGAACGUCUCCGACAGAUGGGAGAGUGGUUAAAAAUUAAUGGUGAAGCAAUAUACAAUACUAGACCUUAUAAAAUUCAAAAUGACACUCUGUCGAACAAUACCUGGUAUACUGCCAGUAAAGAUCAAAAAACAAUUUAUGCUAUUGUAUUAGAAUGGCCAAACGAUGAUAUUUUAACAUUAAAAAUAGACGAAGCUGUAUAUAAAAUAUCACUGCUUAAUUAUAAUGAACCAUUAAAGUGGAAAAAUAGACAACAACAUAUAUCUAUUAAAAUGCCCGUAGUAAGUCAUAUGGGUCAACCAGCAUGGGUAGUGAAGAUUGAAGUACAAAAGUCGUCUGAUGAUAAGGACGUAAAAGAUUAAAGGUUAUUUACCUGUUGUUUUUUUUUAAUAAUUAUACUUAAAUUUACAAAGA